Culex quinquefasciatus (southern house mosquito) is the source of this 1910-nucleotide messenger RNA. It is a transcript of the gene CCT6, whose product is annotated as T-complex protein 1 subunit zeta. The record is from RefSeq and is a predicted model, not a curated record. NCBI's taxonomy places the organism in Eukaryota, Metazoa, Arthropoda, Insecta, Diptera, Culicidae. Gene Ontology annotation, molecular function: ATP hydrolysis activity; ATP binding; ATP-dependent protein folding chaperone. The transcript has 2 exons. Bases 122 to 1720 code for a protein of 532 amino acids. Gene Ontology annotation, biological process: protein folding. Gene Ontology annotation, cellular component: chaperonin-containing T-complex.
CUUUACUUUUUCCAUUCGUCCCCGAGUCCCGUUUCUUUCAAGUCGCAGCAGCCCACGGGUUUUCGGUUUUUUCAUUCAACUUCAACCACAUCUGUCCAUCUGUUUCGAGAAUCUGCGAAAAAUGGCCUCCAUCAGUCUGCUGAACCCGAAGGCCGAGUUUGCCCGGGCCGCCCAGGCGCUGGCCGUCAACAUUGGCGCGGCCAAGGGCAUCCAGGACGUGAUGCGGACCAACCUGGGCCCGAAGGGAACGAUGAAAAUGUUGGUUUCGGGAGCCGGCGACAUCAAAAUUACCAAGGACGGAAAUGUGCUGCUGCACGAGAUGCAGAUUCAGCAUCCGACCGCGUCGUUGAUUGCUCGUGCCAGCACGACCCAGGACGAUAUGACCGGGGACGGAACGACCACGACGGUGCUGCUGAUCGGAGAGCUGUUGAAGCAGGCGGAUUUGUACAUCGGGGACGGUCUUCAUCCGCGUAUUCUGGCCGAGGGAUUCGACCAGGCUCGUCAGCAGGCGCUGCAGAUUCUGGACCAGAUGGCGGUUCCGAUCGAGGUCAACAAGCAGAAUCUGUUGCCCAUCGCGAGAACGUCGCUGAAGACGAAGGUUCAUCCGCAGUUGGCCGAACUGCUGACGGAAGUGUGCGUGGACGCCGUGCUGGCCAUCCGGACCGAGGGAAAACCCGUUGAUCUGCACAUGGUUGAGUUGAUGGAAAUGCAGCACAAAUCCGCGACCGACACUCAGCUGGUCCGCGGUAUCGUCAUGGAUCACGGUUCCCGUCAUCCGGAUAUGCCGAAGCGGCUGGAGAACGCUUACAUUCUGACGUGCAACGUUUCGAUGGAGUACGAGAAGAGCGAGGUCAACUCCGGCUUCUUCUACAAGACCGCUGAAGAGCGCGAGAAGUUUGUGCUGGCCGAGCGCGAGUUCAUCGAGCAACGUGUCCAGAAGGUCAUCGAGUUGAAGCGCAAGGUUUGCACGGCCGAGAACGGAAAGACCUUCGUCGUCAUCAACCAGAAGGGCAUCGACCCGAUGUCGCUGGACAUGCUCGCCAAGGAAGGCAUCAUGGCGCUGCGUCGUGCCAAGCGCCGUAACAUGGAACGUCUCGCGCUGGCCUGCGGUGGAAUCGCCCUCAACUCGUUCGACCAAAUGGACGAAUCUUCCCUCGGUGAGGCCGGACUCGUGUACGAGCAUGUCCUCGGCGAGAGCAAGUUCACCUUCGUGGAGGACUGCAAGAACCCACUCUCCGUAACGAUCCUCGUGAAGGGCCCCAACAAGUACACGCUCACCCAGAUCAAGGACGCCGUCCGUGACGGACUUCGCUCGAUCAACAACGCCAUCGACGACGGCAAGCUGGUCCCCGGUGCCGCAGCCUUCGAGGUGCGUUGCCACAACAAGCUAAAAGACCACGCCAAGGACGUCAAGGGCAAGACCCGUCUCGCGAUCCAAGCGUACGCCGACGCCCUGCUCGUGAUCCCGAAAGUGCUCGCGGUCAACAGCGGCUACGACGCCCAGGACACCAUCGUACGUCUCCAGGAGGAGAGCCGUCUCAGCGAGGACCCCAUCGGACUCGAUCUGUCCACCGGGGAGCCGAUGAAACCCGUCGACCUCGGCGUGUUCGACAACUACAUCGUCAAGAAGCAGAUCCUCAACUCGUGCACCGUCAUCGCCAGCAACCUGCUGCUCGUGGACGAAAUUAUGCGUGCCGGCAUGACCAGUCUUAAGGGUUAAGCACAUCUAUUUUCUUAGUUUCGUUUUUUGUGCCUAGGGCACACGUUUGAAAACACUCAACGCCUAACCAGUAAAACUACUCCUACUUUGUAACUCACUAACAUGCACACACUUGGUAUUCAUUUCUCACAUAAGGAACCUUUAAAACGAACAAUAAAGCUUGCACGCAUCGGCAUAAUGCUUCUCAAAA